This is a messenger RNA of Moesziomyces antarcticus, 1110 nucleotides long. Its product is annotated as nicotinamide N-methyltransferase. NCBI's taxonomy places the organism in Eukaryota, Fungi, Basidiomycota, Ustilaginomycetes, Ustilaginales, Ustilaginaceae. The coding region runs from base 1 to 1110 and encodes 369 amino acids. The record is from RefSeq and is a predicted model, not a curated record. The transcript has a single exon.
AUGCGGCACGAUGGGAGCGAGGACGAUCGCGCCUCCUGCUCAAGCUCCUCCUCGACGCGCAGCCGCUCACGGUCACGCUCUCGCUCGCCGACGUCGCUGUUCGAGGACUCGCUCUUUACGCUCUUCUCGCACAACCAACCGGCACACGGCGACCCAGGCGACGUAUGCAAGUACACGCACGACAACCUGCCACCACGCAAAAUUGCCUCAACGUCCGGCUCAGGAGCACGCAAGGCGACGCUGCGCUACCGCAUCGCGCAGAACAGCGGAACCAACACGAAGCUAUUCGCGCACCACCAGUGGGAUGCCGGACUCUACCUUGCGGACCUCAUCGCCGAGCAGAGCUUUGUCCCGACACAAAGUCAAGCCGCGUCCGAGGUGGCGUUGGGGAAGCAGAGAGAUGCAUUUGCCGAUGUGCGAGGAAAGGCGGUGGUGGAGCUGGGUGCUGGAACCGGCUUGCCUGGGCUGGUGGCAUGUGUGAUGGGCGCGGCCAAGACGGUGAUCACCGACUAUCCGGAUCCGCACGUCAUCGAAAAUCUUCGAGGAAAUCUCGAACUCGCUCUUGUUCCAAAGCAGCAAGCAUCGGACAGCAGCUCCCAGAAACAGCGCAACCCGCAUUACGCCGAGGCGCGGGCACGGGUCGAGGUCCUCGGUCUCGGUUGGGGCAAUCACGAUGAAGAAGCGCGUGUCUACAAUUCAUCUCUCUCGUCCGGUGGAUCGGGCGGGGGGUACGAUGUGGUACUAGCUGCCGACGUGCUGUGGGUGUCGUCAGCCCAUCCGUUGCUGAUCCAUUCGAUACGCGCGCUGCUCAAGCGGGAUCGCAACGCACGCUGCGUCCUCAUUGCUGGCUUUCACACGGGUCGACCUGCCGUCCGACGCUUCUUCGUGCAGCUUGCUCAGGCCGACACAACGGGCGAUGCGACACUAGCAGACGGUCGAUGCGCAGGGAUUGUGCCCGAUUGGGAAGAAGCAAGCUAUGGCGGUAUCUGGGAGCGCAACAUUGACGGAGCCACACGCGCCUACUCCGACACCGAAGACGACAUGGGUGACAUCAGCGACCGUGGCAGCUGGGUCGUCGUCGCCUCUCUCAGAUGGGCUGAUCUGGCAUGA